CUAGAAUUUACAAUUAUAAACGAAUACAUCAAACAUCAAACCUUUCGACUAAAGUGUAUUCUCUUUUAAGGACUGUAACUUCAGCUGUUGAAAAAAUUUAGAAACCGCAGCUAAAGAAUCAUGUCUGGUUUUCUUACACAUAAGGACAAAACCCAAUUAUCAAAUUGGAUGAGCAGAGAUAGUCAGUUUGAUCUUUUCUAUAAGCUUAGCCGUGACGGUGUGUCUCCACAUAGGUUCCACGAGUUGUGUGAUAACAAAGGGCCCACGGUGACCAUUUUCUACAACACUGAAAGCAACGUGUACGGAGGGUACCUGUCAGAUAGCUGGGGGAGUACUGGAGACUGGUGUACAGACCAGCGAGCGUUCUUGUUCAAGCUAUAUUCUGCUGGUAACUGGAAACCAAAGAAAUGUCCGUAUAUAUGUGGAGAAACCCAUUACAAGGCGGACUAUUGCGGACCAUGGUUUUUUUCUUUGCCAUCUUUUAAUUCCCAAAAAGAGGAAAAAAUAUCCAGGAAAAAUUAUUACCAUCUAAACAUAGAUAGUUUCUUUGACGGAAAACGAUUUGACAUGAAAGGAGAGUCCGCCAAGUCUGUGGCAAACGGUCACAACAAUGUCACUGAUUUAGAGGUUUACAUGGUGAAGGAUAAGGAACUAAAUUUACCUUGGAGGGAAACCCCUGAAUGGAAUAUACAGACUAUGAAAGAAUUAAAGGAUUUUGUUGCGAGAUAUGAACCACUUGAGGAGAAAAAUAUACAGGAGGUCAACAUUCUACUGUUAGGACAAGUUGGUGCCGGGAAAUCUAGUUUCAUCAACACCAUCAACUCAAUAUUUAAGGAUGAACUAUCCUCUCGUGCAUGCUCUGGAAGCGAAGAAUACAGCGUCACAAAGAAUUUUGAAAAAUUCCGGAUCCGUGACCAUUCGACUAAGAAAUACCUUAGGUUUAGAAUUUGUGACACACGUGGAGUGAAAGAGAGGUUGUUUAUCAACAGAAUAGAUCUAGGCUUUAUCCUUGACGGACAACUUCCAAAUCACUACACGUUUCCAGAAUUUCCGCUGAACACACACUCCAAAAGCUUUGUUGACAAGCCCACAGUGGGGGAGAAAAUGCAUGUGGUUGCAUUUGUCCUUGACAGUACAUCCUUGGACUCUUUAUCAAAGAAUAUUCUAUCAGCAUUGUGGGAGAUGAAAAGCUUUGUUGUUGAAAGAGGAAUACCACACGUUGUGUUACUUACCCACAUUGACAAAAUGUGUAAUUUGGAGAUUGACAACGUUCAGAAAGUGUUCACAAGUGCACGUAUAGAGACCGCUGUUGAUAAAGCUGCUCGUACCAUUGGUAUCCCCAGAUCACACGUACUUCCUGUAAAAAACUACGAAAAGGAAACCCUGUUGAAAACAAAUAUUAACAUUCUGGCUUUAACUACACUUCGCAGGCUGUUGAUGUUUGUUGAUGAUUUUCUUGAGAACCAGUAUGACCAAGAACAGGAAAAUGCACAGAUAUAAGUAACAUUGGAGUAAAAUUCCC
Molecule: messenger RNA, 1522 nt
Organism: Magallana angulata
Lineage: Eukaryota; Metazoa; Mollusca; Bivalvia; Ostreida; Ostreidae
Product: interferon-induced protein 44-like
Exons: 6
Coding region: 121-1500 (459 amino acids)
Source: RefSeq, a predicted model, not a curated record